AAUACAUAUUACGUGGAAUGAUAAGAAAUCAACCCGCAGGAUUUGAGAUUUAUGGUAUCAUUAGUACGCGGGGUGCUGAGGCCCUGAGUACUUAUGAGUAGUCAAAGAUCUUUGACCGGUCGCCCCUUGCUGGGCAUGUUCCUUUAUCAUGGCUCGAUACUAGCGCCUCCAUCCGACGCUCUCUUAAACAUGGAUUCACAAACCUUCAUUCAUCUCUCAACCAUCCUCCAGUCCCAGAACUAUUUUUUCGCAUCACUAGUGGCCUCUUGGGUCUACGAUUGUUUCCUAACCUUGGAUCAAGAGGUAUCUUUGAUUCAUUGGCCACGGUGGAGCAAAGGAAGUAUUCUUUACAUCGUGACGAGAUACAUGCCAGCCUUGAUGCUCUCUGUACACUUAUUCAUGAAUUAUCUCCCGAAUGAAAAAAUUGUGACUUGUAAAAUAUUACAGUCAAUGUGGUAUUGUACUGCUGCAUUGUGCAUGACUGGUGCAGAAGGUAUCUUCAUGCUUCGUACCUAUGCAUUGUGGGGACAAAAGAAAUUCAUUCUGGGCCUUAUGUUGUCAACGGCACUCGGCCUGAUAAUCUUGAACAUGGUAAUAGCACUGGAGGUUUGGAAGCAGUCGAAACCCCACCUAUCAGACAUGGGUGGCGGUUGUUACUCACUAUCACACAACACGAAGGCUGCAUAUAAUUGGUCACUUUUAGCAGCAUUCGAGUUUGGUGAGAUCACGAAGCCAUAAAUGUAGUCGAAUCCUCACUUUUUGCCUCAGAGAUCAUAGUACUCACCAUGAUUCGUGUAUAUUGGGCAUACCGCGAAAGAAGGUCUCUGCUGCUCAAUAUCCUUCUUCAACACAACAUGUUUUACUUCGGAACUGGGCUAAGCAAGUAGCACCUUCAUGACUGUCAAAACGGAAUUAAUUUUUCAAUCCUAGCACUAUCCGUGCUCAAUCUUUUAGCCAUUGAAUGGCUACCGGUG
Molecule: messenger RNA, 974 nt
Organism: Suillus discolor
Lineage: Eukaryota; Fungi; Basidiomycota; Agaricomycetes; Boletales; Suillaceae
Exons: 14
Coding region: 94-738 (214 amino acids)
Source: RefSeq, a predicted model, not a curated record